Messenger RNA from Cynara cardunculus var. scolymus (artichoke), 1494 nucleotides. Its product is annotated as S-adenosylmethionine synthase 3. The record is from RefSeq and is a predicted model, not a curated record. The coding region runs from base 87 to 1259 and encodes 390 amino acids. Gene Ontology annotation, molecular function: methionine adenosyltransferase activity; ATP binding. NCBI's taxonomy places the organism in Eukaryota, Viridiplantae, Streptophyta, Magnoliopsida, Asterales, Asteraceae. Gene Ontology annotation, biological process: S-adenosylmethionine biosynthetic process. Gene Ontology annotation, cellular component: cytosol. The transcript has 2 exons.
UCGUCUCUCUCUCACAUCCUUCCUCAUAUCUCUUUCUUUCUGGAUCUGAAGAUUUGAUAUUUUUCUCCCCAAAGAACAGUUAAGAGAUGGAGACCUUCCUAUUCACAUCUGAGUCCGUCAAUGAAGGACACCCAGACAAACUCUGCGACCAAGUCUCAGAUGCUAUCCUUGAUGCUUGCCUAGAACAAGACCCCGAGAGCAAGGUUGCCUGUGAAACCUGCACGAAGACCAACAUGGUCAUGGUGUUCGGUGAGAUCACCACCAAGGCUACCGUAGACUAUGAAAAGAUAGUCCGUGAUACUUGCAGAGAAAUUGGAUUCAUAUCUCCUGAUGUUGGUCUUGAUGCCGACCACUGCAAGGUCUUGGUCAACAUCGAGCAACAAAGCCCUGACAUUGCCCAGGGUGUUCAUGGUCACCUCACCAAGAAGCCAGAGGAAAUUGGUGCUGGAGACCAGGGACACAUGUUUGGUUAUGCUACUGAUGAAACACCAGAGCUUAUGCCUCUUACCCAUGUCCUUGCAACCAAGCUUGGUGCCAAGCUCACUGAAGUGAGAAAGAACAACACUUGCCCAUGGCUCAGGCCCGAUGGUAAGACCCAAGUGACUGUUGAGUACCACAAUGACAACGGUGCUAUGGUCCCUACUAGGGUUCACACCGUCCUAAUCUCCACCCAGCAUGACGAGACUGUGACCAAUGACCAAAUUGCUGCUGAUCUUAAGGAGCACGUGAUCAAGCCUGUGAUCCCAGCUCAGUAUCUUGACGACAACACCAUCUUCCACCUGAACCCAUCAGGCCGGUUUGUGAUCGGUGGUCCUCAUGGUGAUGCAGGUCUUACCGGAAGGAAGAUCAUCAUCGACACCUAUGGAGGAUGGGGAGCUCAUGGUGGUGGUGCUUUCUCCGGGAAAGACCCUACCAAAGUGGACAGAAGUGGUGCUUAUAUUGUUAGGCAAGCCGCCAAGAGUGUGGUGGCUUCUGGACUUGCACGCAGGUGCAUCGUUCAGGUCUCUUACGCUAUUGGUGUGGCUGAGCCACUGUCUGUUUUCGUGGACACUUACAAGACUGGAACGAUCCCAGACAAGGACAUCCUUGUUCUAAUCAAGGAGAACUUCGAUUUCAGGCCUGGUAUGAUGGCCAUCAAUCUUGAUUUGAAGAGGGGUGGAAACUACAGGUACCAGAAGACGGCUGCUUACGGUCAUUUUGGUCGUGAAGAUCCCGACUUCACCUGGGAGACCGUGAAGAUCCUGAAGCCAAAGGCGUGAGUGUAACAAGGAUGAUUCUUUUACCCCUUAAGGAGGAGGUGGACGACAUACGUAGGAAUUGUUGGAAGCUUUUGAUUGUUUGGUCAAAUGUUAUGUUUGUUUGUCUUUUUAUAUUUGUUUGCUGAGAAACAUCUUAGGAUUUCUAAAGUUUCAGUAUUUGAUGGAGAAGCCCUUAUGUUAUAUGUGUAAUCUUUGAACAAAUUUUAUCUACUGGAGUUCAUGAUUUCUGAUUUUA